This is a messenger RNA of Alosa sapidissima (American shad), 7727 nucleotides long. It is a transcript of the gene rptor, whose product is annotated as regulatory associated protein of MTOR, complex 1. The transcript is spliced from 37 exons. Gene Ontology annotation, cellular component: TORC1 complex; cytoplasm. Bases 440 to 4558 code for a protein of 1372 amino acids. Gene Ontology annotation, molecular function: protein binding; protein-macromolecule adaptor activity. The record is from RefSeq and is a predicted model, not a curated record. Gene Ontology annotation, biological process: TORC1 signaling; cellular response to amino acid stimulus; positive regulation of protein serine/threonine kinase activity. Lineage: Eukaryota; Metazoa; Chordata; Actinopteri; Clupeiformes; Clupeidae.
AUGGCGGCGCCCUUGCGCAAGUGCUGAGAAAGUGUCUCUACAGAGAAACAGUGAGAAAUAUCAGGUUUGUUGCACAUUUUUAGUGUCAUCUGAUUGUGAAAGGUGAUAGCAGGUGCACAAAACGAGAUCCACGACCGAGCCAUCGAUUGCAAUAACAGCGCUUGGCGUGGCUCUGGCAGAACGUCCGUGCGAAGAUGGGCCUCCAUCCGAGCCCCUACCCCUAGCGAAAAGUGGACGGGGGGAGAACAAUCGCAGAUUUCCCUGCAAACACAUCCCGGUCGAACUUGGACUUGACGGCUUUCACUUUUUGCAGAAAUUGUGGACGCUGCCAUAUAACUUGCUAACGGGAGUUAUCUGCGCGACCGCCUCUGUCAUCGUUCGGAGAAGCAGGAGUUCCCCAGCUCGUGGUGUGCAGAUAACAGCCGCGCCAAGGGCCCUGAUGAAAAUGGACACGGAGCUACUCCACUCCCCUGUAGUGGGACUGGCGGAGGAGGAGGAGGCCGACAUGAGCGACUGGAACCUGCCGCUGGCCUUCAUGAAGAAGCGCCACUCGGAGAAGAUUGAGGGCUCCAAGGCGUUGGCACAGAGCUGGAGGAUGAAGGACAGGAUGAAGACGGUGAGUGUGGCCCUGGUGCUUUGUCUCAACGUGGGAGUGGACCCCCCAGACGUGGUCAAGACCUCGCCCUGCGCCAGGCUGGAGUGCUGGAUCGACCCAUUGUCCAUGAGUCCACAGAAGGCCCUUGAAACCAUCGGGGCCAACCUCCAGAAGCAAUACGAGAACUGGCAGCCUCGGGCGCGCUACAAGCAGAGUCUGGACCCCACGGUGGACGAAGUGAAGAAGCUGUGUACGUCGCUGCGGCGCAACGCCAAGGAGGAGCGCGUGCUCUUCCACUACAACGGCCACGGCGUGCCCCGGCCCACCGUCAACGGGGAGAUCUGGGUCUUCAACAAGAACUACACGCAGUACAUCCCCCUCUCCAUAUACGACCUGCAGACCUGGAUGGGCAGCCCCUCCAUCUUUGUGUACGACUGCUCCAACGCCGGCAUCAUCGUCAAGUCCUUCAAACAGUUCGCCCUGCAGAGGGAGCAGGAGCUGGAGGUGGCGGCCAUCAACCCAAACCACCCUCUGGCUCAGAUGCCUCUGCCCCCCUCCAUGAAAAAUUGCAUCCAGCUGGCAGCGUGUGAGGCCACUGAGCUGCUGCCCAUGAACCCUGACCUCCCCGCUGACCUCUUCACCUCCUGCCUCACCACGCCCAUCAAGAUCGCCCUGCGCUGGUUCUGCAUGCAGAAGAGUGCCAAGCUCGUGCCAGGGGUGACGCUGGACCUGAUUGAGAAAAUACCUGGCAGGCUGAAUGACAGACGAACGCCACUCGGAGAGCUGAACUGGAUCUUCACGGCGAUCACAGACACCAUCGCAUGGAACGUUCUGCCCAGAGACCUCUUUCAGAAGCUCUUCCGGCAGGACCUGCUGGUGGCCAGCUUGUUCCGUAACUUCCUGUUGGCCGAGAGGAUAAUGAGGUCCUACAACUGCACGCCAGUCAGCAGCCCAAGGCUCCCGCCAACCUACAUGCAUGCUAUGUGGCAGGCCUGGGACCUGGCGGUGGACAUCUGCCUCUCGCAGCUCCCCACCAUCAUCGAGGAGGGCACCGCCUUCAGGCACAGUCCCUUCUUCGCUGAGCAGCUGACGGCCUUCCAGGUGUGGCUCACCAUGGGCGUGGAGAACAGGAACCCCCCGGAGCAGCUCCCCAUCGUCCUGCAGGUCCUCCUGAGCCAGGUGCACCGCCUCCGAGCGCUGGACCUCCUCGGCCGUUUCCUGGACCUGGGACCAUGGGCCGUCAGUUUGGCCCUGUCGGUGGGGAUCUUCCCCUACGUGCUGAAGCUGCUGCAGAGCUCGGCGCGGGAGCUUCGUCCACUGCUGGUCUUCAUCUGGGCCAAGAUCCUGGCCGUGGACAGCUCCUGCCAAGCUGACCUUGUGAAGGACAACGGGCACAAGUACUUCCUGUCCGUACUGGCUGACCCCUAUAUGCCUGCGGAGCACCGGACCAUGGCUGUGUUCAUUCUGGCCGUCAUAGUCAAUAACUACAACACAGGCCAGGAGGCCUGUCUCCAGGGCAACCUGAUUGCCAUUUGCCUGGAGCAGCUGAACGACCCGCACCCGUUGCUGCGCCAGUGGGUGGCCAUCUGCCUGGGCCGCAUCUGGCAGAACUUCGACUCGGCGCGCUGGUGCGGCGUCAGGGACAGCGCGCACGAGAAGCUCUACAGCCUGCUCUCCGACCCCAUCCCCGAGGUGCGCUGCGCGGCCGUCUUCGCUCUGGGGACCUUCGUGGGCAACUCAGCCGAGCGGACGGAUCACUCGACCACCAUCGACCACAACGUGGCCAUGAUGCUGGCACAGCUCAUCAACGAUGGCAGCCCGGUGGUCCGCAAGGAGCUGGUGGUGGCGCUGAGUCACCUGGUGGUCCAGUACGAGAGCAACUUCUGCACUGUGGCCCUCCAGUUCAUGGAGGAGGAGAAGAGCUACGCGGUGCCCUCGCCCGCCAACACUACAGAGCCGGGGAAUCUGACCCCAGUGAAGGACAGCCCGGCCAUCCCCCGCCUGCGCUCGGUCAACUCCUACACCAACAUCCGUGCCGCCACCACCGCACGCAACCUCAACAAGAGCCUCCAGAACCUCAACCUCAACGAAGAAGGUGGUCCGGUGGUCUUCUCCCCGGGGAACUUGAGCACCAGCAGCAGCGCCAGCAGCACGUUGGGCAGCCCGGACAACGACGAGUACAUCCUGUCCUUCGAGACCAUCGACAAGAUGAGGAGGGUCAGCUCCUACUCCUCCCUCAACUCCCUCAUCGGUGUGUCGUUCAACAGCGUCUACACCCAGAUCUGGAGGGUCCUCUUGCACUUAGCGGCCGACCCCUUCCCCGAGGUGUCCGACCUGGCCAUGAAGGUCCUCAACAGCAUCGCAUACAAGGCUACCAUGAACGCCCGGUCGCAGAGGAUCCUGGACUGCGGCUCGUCCACACAGUCGGCCCCAGCCAGCCCCACCAGCAAAGGCACGCACAUACACCAGGCUGGUGCGCCCCACAGAUCCAAACGCUGUUCAUCUCCUUCCAGUGGCUCCCCACCCAUGCCCAGUGCCAGCAGCUCCAGCCUGACCAAUGAGGUGCCCAAGCCCCCCGCCCGCGACGCACCCCCUGCCCGGCCCCCCUACACGCCGACACUGGGGGGCCAGGCUCCCCACUCGCACCAGUUCCCCCGUACCCGCAAGAUGUUUGAUAAAGGGCCCGACCAGGCGGCGGAGGAUGGAGACGACCCGACCCCACACAGAAACUACAUCAGCACCACCAUGCAGACAGGCCUGUGUGACUGGAGCGCCAAGUACUUCGCUCAGCCCGUCAUGAAGAUUCCAGAGGAGCACGACGUGGAGAGUCAGGUGCGGAAGGAGCGGGAAUGGCGUUUCCUGCGGAAUGCUCGCGUGCGGAGGCAGAGCCAGCGCAUCACGCAACGGGGUGUGUCUCGGCUAGACGACCAGAUCUUCAUCAACCGGAACCCUGGCGUUCCGUCAGUGGUCAAGUUCCACCCCUUCAACCCCUGCAUCGCUGUGGCCGAUAAGGACAGCAUAUGCUUUUGGGACUGGGAGAAGGGAGAGAGGCUUGAUUACUUCUACAACGGCAACCCUCGCUACACACGCAUCACAGCCAUGGAGUAUCUGAAUGGACACGACUGCUCACUCCUGCUCACAGCAACCGAUGACGGAGCCUUGAGAAUCUGGAAGAACUUUGCCGACCAGCGGAACCCAGAGAUGGUGACAGCCUGGCAGGGUCUAUCUGACAUGCUACCCACUACAAGAGUGGGAGUUGCUGGACAUCAGGGAACUGGUCUAGCGCGACGUGUCUCCAUCUAUCUUGACAGGAGUAAGCAGGGAGGUGCUGGCAUGGUGGUGGACUGGGAGCAAGAGACGGGUCUGCUGAUGACGUCAGGAGACGUGCGCAUCAUCAGGAUCUGGGACACCGAGAGGGAGACGAAGGUUCAGGACAUCCCAACCGGAGCGGACAGCUGUGUGACCAGCUUGUCGUGUGACCCCCAGCGCUCCCUCAUCGUGGCUGGCCUGGGCGACGGUUCAGUGAGAGUGUACGACCGGCGAAUGGCUCCCAACGAGUGUCGAGUGAUGACGUAUCGGGAACAUGGUGCCUGGGUGGUCAAGGCCCAUCUACAGAGGGAGACGGAUGGCCACAUCAUCAGUGUUAGUGUAAACGGAGACGUACGUUUCUUCGAGACGCGUGUACCAGAAUCUGUGAACGUGCUGCAAACAGUGAAGGGUCUGACCGCGCUGGACAUUCAUCCACAGGCCAACCUGUUUGCUUGUGGCUCCAUGAACCAGUUCAUAGCCGUGUACAACUCCAACGGCGACGUCAUCAGCAACAUCAAGUACUACGACGGCUUCAUGGGCCAGAGGAUCGGGGCCAUCAGCUGCCUGGCCUUCCACCCCUAUUGGCCCCACUUGGCCGUGGGCAGUAACGACUACUACAUGUCCAUCUACUCGGCCGAGAAAAGGCUCAGAUAACACCGCGGCAACACCCAGGCCCCCUCCCAGAUGCUGAGAACACACAUACACCACCACCACCACCCUUCUACCCUGGAGCCAGGAUGUAAAUGACUUCUGAUGUACAUAUGCAAAACUACCACCCUGAAUGUCCAGUGAUGGCUGCUCUAUCUCUCUCAUGUGAUGACGACCUAUAUUAUUAUUAUUAUUAUUAUUAUUGUUAUUAUUAUGAUCGUUACUACUAAGCAUUAUUUUGGAGCUAAUGAUUGUAGACUUUGGCUGUGCUGAAGAGUGUACAUUGAAUUUGCAUAAUAUAAUGUUGAAAGAGCUAGAGGUUCUAUUUUAAAAGGUACAACCUGCGUGUGAGGGGGGUCUGAGCGCAGACUCACCUCCGCCAGUGUUCCGGCCUGUUUGAUUUGAACUCUGACCCUGCUUGAACCCGUGACCUGUGUGGUGAAAAGGGGGUGUGAAGGAGAGCAAAAGAAACGGACAUAAAAAGAAAAAACGGAGGCGUGAAGAGGUGGAAUGGAGCUGUGAGAGACUCCAGGGCGAGACCGGGUGGAUGGCCGCUGAUGUGCCUGAGUGCUCAAGGUGUGGCCUGCCUACCUGGCCUGCUGCUGCUGCCGCUGCUGCUGCUGCUGUGGAAGAUGGAGGCCACCUGUGUUUCAGGUGGUGGUUGUACACACACACACACACACACACACACACACACACACACACACACACACACACACACACCCACCUAUGAUGGGUCCCAAAGCCCUAUCAAUCAUCAAACCUCCUGUCUGUUUACACACACACUUGGUCACAUCUCACUCACAGACAGAGACAGACAGACAGACAAACACACACACAUUCACUCUUCCACACACACAGGCACUCUCUCUCUCACACUCACACACAGUGCCAAACCAAGCAUCUCCCCACCCCUCCCUCUUCACCACCUCGGCUCUUUGAUGCAUAGGGCCGCUCGUCCUGAGGUGGACCUGCCCGCUGUUACCCUCCGAAGCCUCCGUGGAGGCUGGGGGUCACUACCUAUCUUCCUGUGUGCCCUGCUAAGCAAUAAGGACCCCAGGGUUGAGACUGACACGCUUCAACUGGAGCACCUCACUUUAAAAAUCAAAAUGGACUUGGGCCUGACAGAGGACUCUGACAAUAGCACCCACUGCAUCAUAGCUGUGAAGAUCACAAGCUUUGAUCUCUUUUUUUUUUUUUUUUUAUGAUCCUGCUGGUCAUAGCGCAUUUUGUUAGAAUCCAAGCUGUGGCUGUGUUUUGGCAUGACGUUCACUGCUGACCACGUGGUCUGCUUUUGUCUGACUGACUGAGGGACCGACUGAUGUGGCCUGUUUUUGGGUCGUCCAAUGGCUGGUCAGGACUGCUAGAAGAUCCGAAGGCCGACCAGCUGACACACAAUAAGCACCAGGACCAUGCAGCCUCAUAACCUGUCCCUAUCCCCCCCCCUUACAACCAAGGGGUGAUGAACUCUGGACUCACAGCUCACAGCCACACCAGCCUUUUAGCUCGACCCCAGCUUUUGUGCCAACAGCCCCCGUCAUCUUCUCAUUAUUUUGGCCCUGCAGGCCGCAAGGGGAUCAUGGGAAACGCAGUUUCCCUUCAGCUUCCCCACCCUCAGCUCUCUCUGCGUUCAUCUAGAUCUAAUUAUCCUCCGUUCUCUUUGUUUCUUUUGAAUUUUAUUUAAAAGUUUACUUUUACUUUUGGUUUCAUUUUAAAUCUUGAUUUUAUUGGGGACUCGGGGACUCAUUGUGUGCUCCUGGUUAGACAUCAUUAAACAGGGUGAUGCCAGAUGUCCGUAGACUGAGGAGAGAGGCGUUUGUGGAGAGGAGGCCGUUAGCCUCAGACCUCUUUGCCCUCUCUGGCUGCCUUACGCAUAGCUGAUUGCUACUUCAUGGCUUCGUAGCUGUUGAUUGACCGUUUCUUGUGACACACUAGAACCAGAGUGCCAUCUAUUGUACACGUAUUCACCGACCACACUGACCAUUUGCAUGUUCCGCACCUGCUGCUUUUCGUCCUCUCAGACCACCCUCCAUGUUUCAGUGCACCAUACACAUAAUUGUUCACUUCUAUAGCUCGUUUUGGGUGCUCAAUUGUAAUCAACAGAACCAGCAACGGCCCAGACAAAAGGGAUGCAUUAAUAAAAUCACUGGGAGAACAGUGUAUUCAUUGCUAUCCAAGUUCUUUUGAAAAAAGGCUGUGUCAAAUUUAAUGUUUUUUUAGGCCUGAGGGUCGGCUCUCUGCUCCCCUCACAGUAAAUAUUUCUUUACACCGAGGAACUGCUUUCUAAUUCUUAAAAUGCCUCCCUCCAGGGAGUGACAAUUCUUAAACAAGCUUAUCAAUUCUUGACUUACUUCCCAGAGUCCUCUGAUGAAAUUAUUGUAAAGAUGGUCAUCUAGAAGAGCCGCCAAGUCUCUUUGGUAAUGAAAUGUGGCAUAUCUGGUUGGAACGGUGCCGCCACCACAUAAUAAAGGUUAGACUAUGCUCCAAUGAUAAAAGUAUAAUAGGACCCAAGCACUUGUACAGUGAAAUUAUUUUCUCUUUUUUGUGCGUCACUUUCCCCCUCUCCCCCCAUACUCAAUAUAUAUAUAAUUUUAUUUUUGUCCUUUUUUCAUACCCUUGAGGGUAUAUUGUAAUUUGCUUUCUCUCAUUGUGGGUUUGUGUUUUAAUUCUAUGGUCUUUUUUGCUUGUCUCCUGCCUUGGCGUUUUUGUGAUGAGGGGGGUGGUUUGGAAUGAAGUAAUUGCAUCACACACCACUUGAGUUAUUCCCUGGCUUAACCCUGUCAUGAAAUUGAAGCCCUUACUUUUGCCACUUUAUCUUGCUUGACUCCUGAGGAUAAAGAUGAAGAAUGGACAGAAACACUUGCCUUGUAGGCAAAACUGGCAAACACUUGACUGUGUAGUAGUCACAGUCCUACCCCAACCAAUGCUCUCUGGACUGUCUCCCCCUGGGGUAGUGGAGGAGGUACUGCAGUUUUCACCGCUUCACAGUCACCCUGCUGAGACAUCUCUAAUAUCCUGCUCUGCGUUUUAACAUUUUAGAUAAAAAAAGAAGAAACUAGUAGAACGAGUUUGAAGAGAAAAAACAAAACAAUCAGGAGUUUUCUGUGAUAGGCUAUUUGCUGACUGUGGUCUACAAGACAGGGGAAGAAAUCCUUGAAAUAAACCAAAUACACAA